Molecule: messenger RNA, 1632 nt
Organism: Lolium perenne
Lineage: Eukaryota; Viridiplantae; Streptophyta; Magnoliopsida; Poales; Poaceae
Biological process (GO): regulation of DNA-templated transcription
Molecular function (GO): DNA binding
Source: RefSeq, a predicted model, not a curated record
AUGGCGCCGCGGAUGAGCACGGCCGAUGUCCUGCACGCGCUCCGCUCCGGCGCCCGGUUUGUUCCGUCGCACGAGGAGGCGAUCAGCAUCUACCUCCGGGGCCAUCUCCUCCGCGAGCCGCUCCCGGACACGGCCGCGGUCAUCUCCGAGGUGCAAGUGUACGAUUUCGAGCCCAAGGAUCUGGCGAAGAGGUACACCCGGCUUCCCAGGACCCACAACCGCUUCUUCUUCACCACCGUCAAGCGGCAGAAGGCCGGGAAUGGGUUCAGGAUGUCGCGCGCCGCCGGCCCCGGCAGCUGGGUCGGCACCGAGAAGAAGGACAUCAAGAACCGCGCCGGCGUGAUCAUCGGCUCCCACGAGACGCUCAAGUACGUGUACAAGAACAAGAGCCGCAAGACGGAUUGGCGGAUGGAUGAGUACCACUGCUCCGGCCUGGACGACUCUGCCGUCGUCGACGCCGAAGGGAGGGAGCGCGUCUUCUGCAGGCUCUACGUCCCUCUCAAUUCCAAGAACCCCGUCACGCUCCAGGAAUCUUUAGCAGGGGAUGAUCUUCCUCUUCAACCUGACGACACCGCCGCGGCCGCCGACCAGCACCAACAAGAAGCCGCCGCUGCCAUGGCCGUUCAGCACCAGCAGCAGCAGCUGCGUCGACAAGGACCCGCCAAUGCCAUGGCCGUUCAGCAGCAGCUGCUGCUGCAUCGACAAGGACCAGCCAAUGGCAUGGCCGUGCAGCAGCAGCAGCUACGUCGACAAGAAUUCGCCACUGCUAUGGCCCUUCAGCAGCAGCAGCAGCCGCGUCGACAAGAACAAGCGGCGCCUGCGCUUUCAAAGAUCAUGCAGCCGCAGUCGAUCAAGAAGCGACCGCUCCCGGGUGCCCUUGAUCUUUCCUCGCGACCACGGCAGCCUGGCGUCACCAACACGCAGCACGUUGUCGAGCCACAGCCGCCCAAGCGGAUGCGCGGCAUGCGCCCAACACCGGCACCUCUGGAGGUGCCAGUGCCACCGGUACGUCCACAGUGUCCUGCUCCGGCGAUGCCUCAGCGACAGGCUAGUCCUCGCAUAUCACCUCGUUCGCAGCCGGUCGCACCUUCUCCCCGGCCUGCGGCUAAAGCGCCGGCCAACGUCAUGGACGACGACGACGACGAGUUCGGGAGAUCGUUGGAGGAUUAUCUUCUGAAAAGCCCGACAGAGGAGGACAACGGCAUGAUCCAAGAAGAAACCGGCAACAACGACAAGCUCGCAACAUUGGCCGAGCCUGAAAUGGCGUCGGACGGUAGCCACCCCAUCAUCCAAGAAGAAGCCAGCAACGACGACGACGACGACUUGACGAGUUGGGCGGACAGGUUGGAUGCAGACCUAGAGAAGGUGUCAGCACUCUCAGCAGUGAAGGAACACGGAGGCAAGAUGCAAGAAGAAGGCCAGAUGGAGGCCGAGCUCGAAGAGGUGCCAGCGGUGAAGGAACACGGAGGCAAGAUCCAAGAAGGUGCGAGCUCGCUGGAAGGCUUUGUGGCUGAUGAGAGAGGAGACGACGUGAUAGCACAGGAUGCGUGGGAUACGCUCGGCAACGACUUCGACGGAGCUGGAGACAUCGAUUACUCCCUGCCUCUUUCAGCCUACGAUAUCCAAUUCUAG